This is a messenger RNA of Cydia amplana, 1732 nucleotides long. It is a transcript of the gene Vps26, whose product is annotated as vacuolar protein sorting-associated protein 26B-like. The transcript has a single exon. The record is from RefSeq and is a predicted model, not a curated record. NCBI's taxonomy places the organism in Eukaryota, Metazoa, Arthropoda, Insecta, Lepidoptera, Tortricidae. Bases 190 to 1548 code for a protein of 452 amino acids. Gene Ontology annotation, biological process: retrograde transport, endosome to Golgi; intracellular protein transport. Gene Ontology annotation, cellular component: endosome; retromer complex.
UUAACAACCUCUCGGCCGACAGCCGACAUGAAUUUAGUCGCCAUCUUUGCUUCAACCUUCAAUCGCCUCUACGGAUUCGCGGGCGUUUCAUCGCCGUUUUUCAAUGUUUUUCUUAAACAAAACGUGAUUGUUCUUGUCGACAAUAGCGUAAAAAGUUUCCUGGAGUUCACGUAACAGUUCAGUGUGAAAAUGAGUUUUUUCGGAUUCGGACAAACCGCGGAUAUAGAGAUCGUAUUCGACGAUGCUGACAAGCGGAAGGUAGCGGAGGUGAAAACGGAUGACGGCAAAAAGGAGAAAUUACUGUUGUAUUAUGACGGCGAAACUGUGUCGGGGCGGGUGAACGUUACGCUGCGGAAGCCGGGGUCGAAGCUCGAGCAUCAAGGAAUCAAGGUCGAACUAAUAGGGCAGAUCGAAUUGUUCUACGACAGAGGUAACCAUCAUGAAUUCAUAUCGCUAGUGAAGGAAUUGGCUCGGCCUGGAGAUCUUCUGCAACAUACGUCGUAUCCAUUCGAAUUUGCUAACGUAGAGAAGCCCUAUGAGGUGUACACAGGCGCUAACGUCAGACUGAGGUACUUCCUACGCGCUACCAUCGUCCGCCGCCUAACCGACAUCGUAAAAGAGGUGGACAUCGCUGUACACACGCUCUGCAGCUACCCUGACGUUCUAAACUCUAUAAAAAUGGAGGUGGGCAUUGAGGACUGCCUCCACAUAGAGUUUGAAUACAACAAAUCAAAGUACCACCUCAAAGAUGUGAUAGUUGGUAAAAUAUACUUUUUGCUAGUCCGUAUCAAGAUAAAACAUAUGGAGAUAUCUAUUAUCAAACGUGAGACAACUGGAUCAGGACCAAAUACAUUUACAGAGAAUGAAACCGUUGCAAAAUAUGAGAUCAUGGACGGAGCUCCAGUGAGAGGUGAAAGCAUACCUAUAAGAGUGUUCUUGGCGGGAUAUGAUUUGACCCCGACAAUGAGGGACAUCAACAACAAGUUUUCUGUCAGGUACUACCUAAAUCUAGUACUGAUGGAUACUGAAGAUCGUCGCUACUUCAAACAACAGGAGGUCACUCUAUGGAGAAAGAGUGAUAAGUCGAGGUUGCUGUUACAUAACCCUCAUCAUCCACAGACACAAACUCUGACACAUCCCUCGGAGACCCCGUCUCAAAGGCAGCAAAAUGCAGCUAAUUCCGACUAUGUGGGAAGAGCGAUCUCCCCACUACACCAAGAGAACCACCAACAAGGCCCUCCGCUUGUUGACGAAGACCACAAACCCUCUGAAAUGGAGCAGGAUAAAACUGAGGAGAUGACCAACAAAAUGUCCAAUGCUCACAUUGAGAAUAACCAGGCUGAAAAAAUUGAAAACUCAGAAAAACCAAAGCCUGCUGCGGCUGAAAAGCCUGAAGUUGCUGAGAAGCCGGUGGUAGCAGGGAAGCCUCAAGUAGCAGAAAAGCCUCGAGUAGCAGAAAAGCCGCAGAUUGCCGAGAAGCCCCAGAUAGCGGAGAAGCCAGUGAGUGUAACCCGGUCAGAGAGUGCGGAGGCCGAGCCGAGUCAAUAGCCGAUAUGCACGUGCGCCGUCAACCUUACUGUUGACGACGAUAUGAACUGUAUGUUUUCGUACUUGAAAACAAUUGUGUAGAGGUUCAAAAUCGAGUUUCGAGUUUUGUAUCUUUCAAAAAUUUUAAUUGAUAGUCUAUGAGUUUUAUGAAUGAAACAUCAUGGUUAAGUUUACAAGUGAAAUU